GUCGUCGAAGAAGAGAUAAAGCAGGAAAAAUAAAUCGCAUCAGGGUUAGUAGCAAAAACGUCCAGUGACGUGGCUUGUAGAGGGUUGCCUGACAGUAGACACAGACAUAGGGGGUUGGUAUGUUUUAAAAUGUCACAGAAUGAAAACUCACCUAGUGACCCAGGCAAAAACAUGGAGGGUCAGGACCCCAAGAUGCCAUCAUCUUCUACACAGGGUGAUUCUUCAGCUGACAUUGAAAGUGACAAGUCCACAGACGUAGCCCCUAUUUGCAAGACGAGGAGGAGACCAGAGAGCAAACCUCCACCUGAAUUUCAUGAAGCUGCAGAUACACGCAGUCCAGCAGAACAUGCAUCAGAGGCUGCCACACAGAUGACUACAGCACAAGGUGGUUGGGGUUACUGGGGAAACUGGGGCAAAUCUCUUCUUUCCACUGCCACAGCUACUGUGGCCACAGUAGGCCAGGGACUUUCUCAGGUCAUCGAGAAGGCAGAGACAUCACUGGGAAUCCCCAGUUCAGAGGAUCUCGCUGCUCAAGUGGAAGAGGAAGAGAAAGCAGAUGGUCAAUCUGGUAGUGAAGCUGACAAGGGGGAGAGAGACAGUUACGCAGUGGGAGGUGCCAUGGGAAUGUUCUCCUCUCUCUCUAGUGUGGUCCAGAAUACGGGUAAAACGGUAAUAAGUGGUGGCCUGGACGCUCUGGAGUUUAUUGGGAAGAAGACCAUGGAUGUAAUAGCUGAGGGAGACCCUGGCUUUAAGAAAACCAAAGGGCUCAUGAGCAGAACAUCUACACUAUCACAGGUUUUACGGGAGGCAAAGGAGCACGAGGAGCAACAGACAGCCAAUGUCACCUUAGAAACUGAGAAGAAGGCUCAUUAUGGGGUGUUGUUUGAUGAGUUUCAGGGCCUGUCACACCUAGAGGCUCUAGAAAUCCUGUCCAGGGAGAGCGAAGCAAAGGUAAAGUCUGUGCUGACCACUCUGUCUGGUGAGGAGCUGGCUCAGCUCAGAGAGGAACUCGAUCGGAUCAGAGAGGCCUUCUCCCUCAUGGAGUUUGAUGAGGAGGAGGAGGUGGAUGAGGUGAAAGAGGAUGAUGGUGAAAACUUUGUAAAUGGACUGACCGAUGCUCUUAAGAAGCUUCACAUAUCAUCAACAGCAGAGAGGCUUGGCAAGGCCAGGAAGAAUGCAUUUGAUCGCAUCACAGACAUGAAGUUGCCAACUGAAGAGCAGAGCAGUGUGCAGGAUGCAGAAGUGACCAGAUGCACCAUUGAGGAUGCUCACAUGUCUGCUAUAACCAGCCUGGCUGAGCUCACAGCCAGAUCCAUUGAGCAGUUCCACAAGGUGGCAGAAAUGCUGCUUCACUCCAGCAGUGGGGAGGUGACUGCCCUGGAGCAGGCCAAAGUCCUCUCACAAAUCACCAUUGUUCUCUGCAAGGAAAUAACACUACUGUCCAAAAAGUUCACGGCUUGUUUGACAACUAUUGGGUCAAAUGAAAAUAGAGAGGUCCUUAAUCCACUAAUCACUGGAGUCUUCCUGGAGGCUUCAAACAGUGCAUCAUAUAUCCAGGAUGCCUUCCAGCUCUUAAUACCAGUGUUGGAGGUGUCUCUCAUUCAGAGGACUGCAGCCUCAGGCCAAUGACCAUUCAGCCCUCUUUAAUGUGCCAAGUAGCUAUUUGGGUAACAAUAAGUGAAAGUACAAUACAAGACAGGUGAAUGGAGAUUUUCCCAAAUGGUUCAGAAAUGCUUUUUGUUUAUGCAGUGCAUAUGUUCAUUAAGGCAAAUUCAGUAUGGUAUAACUUUGCCUUUAGAGUGUUAAUGGGGGUUUUAUAAACAUUUUUAAAUAUUAAAGCUAUGUAAUGCUGUUUCCUCUGAUGUACAAAGACUUUUAUUUAAUUGGGAAAUCUACCACUUAGAAACAAUGUACUAUCAACUGUUAUUGUUUGACAUUUUGCUAAAUGUCAGUUCAUUCAAAUUGCAUUCAUAAAGCAUAAUCAGUAUUAAUUAUUUUAGCCAUAAUGAGAUGGUAUCUAAGAAUUGUUUUUUUAGUAUGACAUGUAAUUUCUUCAUACUGACUCAAUACUAAAUAGAAUCAGUAUGUCAGUAUAUAAUGUAAUCUAUUGGUAACACACCUUAUGUGAAGGUUCUUUAGUAUCUAUAUUAUGAUUAGAUACAAUAAACUUUCAGAAGAGUUAAAAAUGUUGCAUAAAGGCAGGUUGUAAAAUC
This is a messenger RNA of Electrophorus electricus (electric eel), 2213 nucleotides long. It is a transcript of the gene fam114a2, whose product is annotated as family with sequence similarity 114 member A2. Lineage: Eukaryota; Metazoa; Chordata; Actinopteri; Gymnotiformes; Gymnotidae. The record is from RefSeq and is a predicted model, not a curated record.